CGCGCGCCGGGAGGAAGCGGUCGCGCGGCAGCUGCGGGGCGUGGGGGCGGUGGUGGCGGCGGCCAAGGCCGAGGCCGGAGCUGUGGAGGCUGUGGUGAAGGCGGCGGCGCCUUAGCCGGGAACGGUGCUCCGCCUGUCCCCCUUUCAGGCUCCAUGGAGGCGGCGGCGGGCGGGCUCUGCGGCUCUGGACCGCCGCUGCUGCUGAGCGAGGGCGAGCAGCAGUGCUACUCCGAGCUCUUCGCGCGCUGCGCCGGCGCCUCAGGCGGGGGCCCGGGUCCCGGGCCCCCCGAGGCCGCCAGGGCUGCCCCCGGCGCGGCCACCGCAGCCGCUGGCCCGGUCGCCGACCUGUUCCGGGCGUCGCAGCUGCCCGCCGAGACGCUGCACCAGAUCACAGAAUUGUGUGGUGCCAAGCGGGUUGGUUAUUUUGGUCCGACACAGUUUUACGUUGCCCUGAAAUUAAUUGCUGCGGCACAGUCUGGCCUCCCUGUGCGGAUAGAGAGUAUUAAAUGUGAACUGCCGCUGCCUCGCUUUAUGAUGUCAAAGACUGAUGCUGAAAUCCGGUUUGGGAACACAGCUGAGCUGCAUGGAACUAAAGUUCAGAUUCCAUAUUUAAUCACAGAAAAAAAUACCUUCAAAAGAAUCGAUGAUGAGGAUAAACAGCAGGAAACGCAGUCUCCCUCGAUGUCACCUCUUGCCUCCCCUCCUUCUUCCCCGCCUCAUUACCAGAGGGUGCCCUUGAGCCAUGGCUACAGCAAACUGCGGAGCAGCACGGAGCAGAUGCAUUCAGCUCCUUAUGAAGCUAGACAGCCCCUUGUCCAGCCUGAGGGACCCUCAACGGGAGGCCCAGGAGCCAAACCCCCUCGGCAUCAGGCUUCCCUUAUCCGGUCCUUUUCAGUGGAGAGAGAACUGCAGGAUAGCAGCACUAGUUACCCAGACGAACCCUGGAGGAUAACGGAAGAGCAGCGCGAGUACUAUGUCAACCAGUUCCGGUCCCUUCAGCCUGAUCCGAGUUCCUUCAUUUCAGGUUCUGUUGCCAAAAACUUCUUCACCAAAUCAAAACUUUCCAUUCCAGAACUCUCCUAUAUAUGGGAACUGAGUGAUGCCGACUGCGAUGGAGCCCUGACCCUGCCAGAGUUCUGUGCUGCAUUUCAUCUCAUUGUGGCCCGAAAGAACGGCUACCCGCUGCCUGAGGGCCUGCCUCCAACUCUGCAGCCAGAGUACCUGCAAGCAGCCUUUCCUAAGCCCAAGUGGGAGUGUGCAUUAUUUGAUUCUUAUUCUGAGUCAAUACCAGCAAACCAACAACCCCGUGAUUUGAAUCGGAUGGAGAAGCUGUCUAUUAAAGACAUGGCCGACUUUCCUGUCCCUACCCAAGAUGUGACUGGUGAUGACAAACAAGCUUUGAAGAGUGCUACUGAUGAAGCCUUACCAAAGGACAUGUCUGAGGAUUCAGCCACUCCUAAGGAUUCCAACAGUCUCAAAGCAAGACCAAGAUCCAGAUCUUACUCUAGCACCUCCAUAGAAGAGGCCAUGAAAAGGGGCGAGGACCCUCCCACCCCGCCACCGCGGCCACAGAAAACCCAUUCCAGAGCCUCCUCCUUGGAUCUGAAUAAAGUCUUCCAGCCCAGUGUGCCAGCUUCAAAGUCAGGAUUGUUACCUCCACCACCUGCGCUCCCUCCAAGACCUUGUCCGUCACAGUCUGAACAAGCAUCUGAGGCUGAGGUGCAUCCCCAGCUGAACAGGGCCCCCUCUCAAGCUGCAGAAAGUAGUCCAACAAAGAAGGAGAUACCAUAUUCUCAGCCCCCAUCAAAGCCCAUCCGUAGGAAAUUCCGACCUGAAAAUCAAGCUACAGAAAAUCAAGAACCUUCUACCACUGUAGGCGGGCCAGCUUCUGUAGCAACCGUGAAACCCCAUCCAGCAGUCCAAAAGCAGUCUUCCAAACAGAAGAAGGCUAUUCAAACUGCUAUCCGCAAAAAUAAAGAGGCAAAUGCCGUGCUGGCCCGUCUGAACAGUGAGCUCCAGCAGCAGCUCAAGGAGGUUCAUCAAGAACGGAUUGCAUUGGAAAACCAAUUGGAGCAACUUCGUCCAGUCACUGUAUUGUGACCCUCCCCCACAAGAUUCAAGUAACAGAGGGUGACCUUUUCUGCCAAGAUCUUUCCUGAAUGUUUCAACGCAACUACUUGUCAUAGAUGUCUGAGACUGUGUCAAAAGCUCUGAGCAGUGGAAUGUAAUCACUGUCACCUUUUCUCUUGUGCUUCACGCGUACGUUUUUACUGUGGUGGAAAAAAUACAACUGAUUGUCACACUUAAAAUUGUAAUUAUCAGUGGAAUUUAUCUCCCAUUCUUAAGUAUUUCCUCAAGGUGUUAGAAGUUGCUCCUUAUUGAAAACCAAUCUUCUAGCAAAUAAAAACAAUUUAGAGCAUUAUUUAUUUAAAGAGUUUAUGAUUUGUACAAGACCUUGUAACCCAGUACCUUCAGUAUGCUUGUUUUAUUUUCAUAUGUAUAUCAUAUAUAGUAAGUUGGUUUCCUGAAUAAUUGUGAUUCCAACUAGAUAGUCUUUGGCAUGAUGAUGAUAAAAACAAAAACUAGAAGUAAACAAAAUCAUUAGCUUUAGACUGGCACUGUACCCUCCACCACUAUAUAUAUGCCAAAAACUGCUUUUCUAGUGCCAUCUUGAUAUUAUAUCUAGCUAUGAAUAAUACAUGACUGUUGUUUUCUAUGGAAUAGCAAAGACUUAUUCAGUCUUACACCUCUGUGAAGUAGUAGUUUUGUCCAUGAUCCGUUUAACUUGGCCCAGCUAGGCUGUCAACACAGAUAACUCAGCCCUUUCAUGCAGGUCUUUGGACAAGAGCAAUCUGCCCUAACUGCCUUGCCCAAUCAAAUUAAAUAACUAGUUGCCAGAUCUCUACUUCUAUCCUGCAUGGGUUAAUAUAUCUGUAAAUGCAUGAAUUUGGAAACCACUCAUCAAAUGUGAAAAGCUGAUGAGACUGUUUGGACUGAUGAAUAUUUGUUGUUUGAACCCAGGUAUUCAAACUAAGGAAGAAGGGGCAAUGAUUAUUACCAGUAAUCCAACAGUCUUCGGUAGUUAUUUUUGUCUUUGUUAUUUUAACCCAGAUCACAAGUGUAUUGAGUAUGAAGAAAUAAUGAAAGAAAGCUGAUCCUUACACUUGAUAUAUGAUUAUUUUGUUCUCUGUGAAGUGACCCUUGAGGAGGGAUUGGUUUAUGUGCAGUUCAGAGGCGCCCAACCGACUCUAGUGUAAAUGAUGUAAAACAUAAAACAGUAAGCUCAAAUCACAGAAGCCAGUAUUCUAUAGAAAUUUACAUAGCCCCUGCUUAUCCUGCAAGCUCAAGUUGACAGUGGAAAUUGACUGACCCUCCCAGGUAUCUGGGCUCUCUAGCUUUAACAGCACUUCAAGAUACUGAUGGCAAAUUUGCCAUCUCUUGUGCAUUUUGCUAGUUUACCAGUUCUUAAGAUGUUGUGUGAAGUGUGCUAGGGUACUUUCUGAAGUGGUUUAGCAGAGGUCUGCAGUUUGCAGGACUAAGCCUUUAAUUUCAAUAGAGUUGACUGCUCUGAGAAGAAGUAGGCAUUUAUUUAAUGCUUCCUUACUCCAUUGGCAAGCUUUAUCAAUAGUUGAAUGGCAGAAGAGAAAUGCUCAAACAUGAUUUUUUCCAAAGAAAAACAAAAUUGUUGAUUCUGUUCUGUAUAUAUUAAAGGAUUCAGAAUUGCUUGGAUUUUGAAAAUCCUAAGACUUGAACUCUUUCUCUAGUCCCCUUUCCUUCCCUUUUGGCUGCCUUCUUUGUCCCUGUGGGAGGGUUUCAGGGUCAGUUUAAACCUUUUCUAAAAUAUGAAUGGGUGAGUGAACAUUUUUUAGGUAACCUCUUUUUCACAUGUUCUGAGAACUGGGGGCUGCAACACAUUUUAUCAACAGUGUCCACAUCGCAGACGUUUCACAUCAUAUUUGCCUUUUGUUCCACUCAAUCCAGGAAAGUCUAGCAUAUGCACUUUAUCUCAUAAUCUUCCAGGACAUACGCGCACACUCCAGAUAGCACUUCAUAUCCAUUAAGCAGACAUAUAAACUAAAGAAUGUUAGUCUAUGUUCUACAUUUUUAAAAUAUUAACAUGUUUUUCCCUCAUCAAGCCAAAACCAGAGUGAGCCAAAUUAGGAGUAUGGGGUUUUGUUUAGAUGGCUUGGUUUUCAUUAAAGGAAAAAACUUGCACUGGAUAGUCAAAGGCUCAUGUGUUGCAUGCUGCUGCUAAGUCGCUUCAGU
Molecule: messenger RNA, 4266 nt
Organism: Bubalus bubalis (water buffalo)
Lineage: Eukaryota; Metazoa; Chordata; Mammalia; Artiodactyla; Bovidae
Gene: REPS2
Product: RALBP1 associated Eps domain containing 2
Exons: 18
Coding region: 154-2100 (648 amino acids)
Biological process (GO): endocytosis; endosomal transport
Cellular component (GO): plasma membrane; cytoplasm
Molecular function (GO): calcium ion binding; protein binding
Source: RefSeq, a predicted model, not a curated record